AUGGGAACUCCUAAUCUGAGAGCGGUGGCUCUUAUCGCCGGCGAUAAAAACGUCCGAGGAUGUAUUCAAUUCAUACAAGACACUUCCGGGACUACUCAUGUAACAGGAAAGAUCUCAGGACUGUCUCCAGGCUUCCAUGGCUUUCAUAUUCACUCUUUUGGUGAUACUACAAAUGGAUGCAACUCUACUGGACCUCACUUCAAUCCAUUAAAUCGAGUUCAUGGUUCACCGGAUGGGGAAGAGCGUCAUGCUGGAGAUUUGGGUAACAUUUUUGCUGGAUCAGACGGUAUACACUUUUUUUUUUCCUUCUUCUAUAUAUUUAUACCACUUAGUGGGCAGUAUUCCAUACUUGGGAGGGCUGUUGUUGUGCAUGGUGAUCCCGAUGACCUUGGCAGAGGGGGACACAAGCUUAGCAAAUCAACAGGAAACGCAGGCGCACGAGUUGGAUGCGGUAUUAUCGGACUUCAAUCAGCUGUGGAUCCUAAACUUUAG
Eruca vesicaria subsp. sativa (arugula) is the source of this 492-nucleotide messenger RNA. NCBI's taxonomy places the organism in Eukaryota, Viridiplantae, Streptophyta, Magnoliopsida, Brassicales, Brassicaceae. The record is from the annotation of a GenBank genome assembly.